AUGGAUGAGAGUGAUCAGAGCGCAGGAGCAGCAGCGGGACUCGGAGCUCCAUCACCGGGCCGUGCGCCCCCGCCGCCACACCGCGUCACCAACUUCUUCAUCGAUAACAUCCUGCGGCCGGACUUCGGGCGCAGAAAGUCGGACUCGGACUUUCUCCCGGAGGAAAGUGUGCUGAGACGGGCCGAGAGCAGUCCGACCGCGGCUCCAGGGCAGCUGGGACACGUGUCCUCGGUGGGAACCUCCAGCCCGCACACCGGGAAGGAACCGCAGACCGAGGACGAGCCACUGAGCGCCGGGGACAAAAACAAGGAGCAGUGCGUGAGCUCCGACUCCGAGCAAUCUCAAGCCAAGCAAAACAAGCCGAUCCUCUGGCCUGCCUGGGUUUACUGUACCCGCUACUCGGACCGACCAUCGGCAGGUCCCCGAACCCGCAGACCGAAGAAGAGCAGCAGCAGUAAGGAGGACAAGCGUCCACGUACGGCUUUUACGGCCGAGCAGCUGCAGCGCCUGAAGGCCGAGUUUCAGUCGAACCGCUACCUGACGGAGCAGCGGAGGCAGAGCCUGGCCGGCGAGCUCGGCCUCAACGAGUCGCAAAUCAAAAUCUGGUUCCAGAACAAGAGGGCCAAGAUCAAGAAGGCCUCGGGCAUCAAGAACUCACUGGCGCUGCACCUCAUGGCACAGGGUCUGUACAACCACGCCACCACCUCCAAGGACGACAAAUCAGACAGCGACUGA
Messenger RNA from Trichomycterus rosablanca, 735 nucleotides. It is a transcript of the gene en2a, whose product is annotated as engrailed homeobox 2a. Gene Ontology annotation, biological process: multicellular organism development; neuron differentiation; regulation of transcription by RNA polymerase II. NCBI's taxonomy places the organism in Eukaryota, Metazoa, Chordata, Actinopteri, Siluriformes, Trichomycteridae. The coding region runs from base 1 to 735 and encodes 244 amino acids. The record is from RefSeq and is a predicted model, not a curated record. The transcript has 2 exons. Gene Ontology annotation, molecular function: RNA polymerase II cis-regulatory region sequence-specific DNA binding; DNA-binding transcription factor activity, RNA polymerase II-specific. Gene Ontology annotation, cellular component: nucleus.